CACGAAUCCUGCCCCGUCUGCAUCCAUGAAAACAGAAGGUAGUUAUCAUUAAGAGGGAGGUUAUUGUCUACAGCAGGUUGAAGGCGAUCGACCCGGGUAAGCAAGGAGAGAAAAUGAAUAACCUUUCGAUUAGUGAGCUUUGUUGCUUGUUUUGUUGCCCUCCAUGCCCGAGUAAGAUUGCCUCCAAGCUUGCUUUUCUACCCCCUGACCCCACCUAUACACUGAUGUCUGAUGAAAGCGGGAGCCGGUGGACCUUGCACCUGUCAGAACGCGCAGAUUGGCAAUACUCUGCCAGGGAAAAAGAAGCAAUUGAAUGCUUCAUGACCAGGACCAGUCGUGGAAACCGGAUAGCUUGUAUGUUUGUUCGCUGCUCACCAAAUGCCAAGUUUACCCUGCUCUUCUCUCAUGGAAAUGCGGUUGACCUAGGACAGAUGAGCAGUUUUUAUAUUGGUCUUGGUUCCCGGAUUAACUGCAAUGUUUUUUCUUAUGACUACUCUGGAUAUGGGGCAAGUUCUGGAAAACCAUCUGAGAAAAACCUCUAUGCAGACAUUGAUGCUGCCUGGCAGUCCCUCAGGACACGAUACGGUAUCCGUCCUGAGCAUGUCAUCAUCUACGGCCAAAGUAUAGGAACUGUGCCCUCUGUGGAUCUGGCUGCACAGUAUGAGAGUGCUGCUGUUGUUCUUCAUUCUCCAUUAACCUCAGGAAUGCGUGUUGCGUUUCCAGAUACAAAAAAGACCUAUUGCUUUGAUGCGUUCCCAAACAUUGACAAAAUAUCUAAGAUUACAUCUCCAGUAUUAAUUAUCCAUGGAACUGAAGAUGAAGUUAUAGACUUUUCACAUGGCCUUGCACUCUAUGAACGGUGCCAGAGACCAGUGGAGCCUCUGUGGGUAGAAGGAGCCGGCCAUAAUGACGUGGAGCUGUAUGGACAGUAUCUUGAGAGAUUGAAACAGUUUGUCUCUCAUGAAUUAAAACAUUUGUAAAAGGACCAUUGGCAUUUCCAUAACUUUGUGAACAUAGCUUUUGUUUUUUUUUUUUUUUGUUUUUGUUUAUUAUUCUUUUCCCUAAUUUCUAGAUUGGCCAAUAAAAUGAUAACCUUUCAGAUGUGUUUUGCAGAUCAUGUUUGCUGCCUUCUAGAAAUGUACAGGGUAUGAUUUGCAAAAUUUAGCAAUGAUUUUUUGGAAUAUCAUGUGGUUUCCCCUGUAACUAAUAUGUUUACUUGGUUAUUUUUCUCAGUUUUUAAUACUUCCAAAUGUAAAUGUCCAUUAUGUAGUAGUACUCCUAUUUGAACUUGCUAUAAUAAUAUUAAUUCAGAAAACUGCUGUGCAAGUGUUGCCAAAUGUUCAGCAAAUGAGAAAUACAUUUAUAUGGAGACCUUUUUUAAAACAUCUCAAAAGCUGUAACUUUUUUAAGUUAAUGUUUACAUUUAUAAAUUUCAUUAAGUAGUACGUUUUGUUGUAUUUCUUAAAACACUUGAGUGCUGGAUUAAUUAACUACUGGGCGUGGGAUUUUUAUUUCAAGCCUUGUUUUGUGCUUUUGCAACAUACAAAGCAUGGUUUGUUAGGAAAUGCAAAUGAAGACUGCUCAGAUGUUUAAAAUUCAAUUGUGAUUGUUAUUAGGUGUGGCUAAUUUAAAAAGCCUUAUUAUGCAGUUUACCUUGUAGAGGUUAAUGAGAAAAUAUCUCCCUUUUGAAUUUGUAAAUAUUUACUAUUUGUACUUUAUAAUAUUUUUAUUUUGCAUUCUUCCUGUGUAUUAUGCAUACAUAAGUGUACAGUUUGUUUUUUGUUUAAAUUGGGUGAAUAGCAAAAAAUGUUAGUUUCUUAAUCUGUGUAGAAAAUUUUAAUUUUUACGUUUGUGUGUGUGCGUGUGUACAGGUAGCCUUACUUGAAGGUGCUUUGCAUUUAAAAGAAAAAAAAAACACUAAUAAAUAGAAAUCUGAAAGAU
This is a messenger RNA of Polypterus senegalus (gray bichir), 1941 nucleotides long. It is a transcript of the gene abhd17b, whose product is annotated as abhydrolase domain containing 17B, depalmitoylase. Gene Ontology annotation, molecular function: palmitoyl-(protein) hydrolase activity. Gene Ontology annotation, biological process: protein depalmitoylation. NCBI's taxonomy places the organism in Eukaryota, Metazoa, Chordata, Cladistia, Polypteriformes, Polypteridae. Gene Ontology annotation, cellular component: plasma membrane; endosome membrane. Bases 114 to 980 code for a protein of 288 amino acids. The transcript is spliced from 4 exons. The record is from RefSeq and is a predicted model, not a curated record.